AGCAUGAAAACAAGAUUUGCAAAGUAUCAGGAGGAUCAAGAUUCCGGACUUACCGCGAGGAAUCUCUCCCCUUUUUAUUCCCCGUUCUUGCCUUUCCCGCUUUCAUCAACAUCGUCGGUUUAGUUUCGUCGCCUUUCUCUCGUGCGCGCGUUUCGUUGUUUCCUUUGGUUUCCUGCCGUGCUUUCUAAACGAAGGAAGCAAAUAGCAACACCUUACUUCUAGAUAGACAAAGCCACUCAUUUCUGCUUCUUUGCCCGUUUGGCGAUCAGCUACUCACGUGCUUUUCCUUGCGUAGCUUUUGGUUCGAAUUUGUGUAGCCGUUCUUCUUCUUUUUUUUUUUAAACUGGUGGUUUUUGUUUUUGUGUUGUUGUUCUGCUUCUCUUUUAGCGUUUUCCCUUUCUUUGUUGGCCACGGCGUCAAUAAGUUCAACUACUCAGUUUCCUCCCUUUUUCUUAUUUUCUUCCCCCUCCUCUCUCUCUCUCCCUCCCUCCUCAUCUCGAUUGCCAAGCCGAGAGCCUCAAGCAAUUGUUUAUUUGUUUUGUUUAUUUGUUUUGUUCUCUUGCACCCAUUAUUCGUGUGUUUUGGCGCAUCCGCAUUGUUUUCUUCUUAUUUAGCUGUUUAUUACCGUUAUACGAUUCUUUUUUCUUCUUCUUCUGUUCUCUUCUCCAUUCGCCACCUCUUGUUCACGCGCUGUUCCUCUUCUUACUUCUUCUCUCGUAGCUCACGUGCUCUUCAGCGUAGCGUCGAGUGGCACAGUCAACGUUUGUAGGCGUCGAUUUUUUUUUCUGUGUUUCUCCAGAAAUCGUUAUCGUUCCGGCAGAAAAGACAAGGAAAGGAAAGAAGAAGCGCGUUAACAUGUCAGCUGCGAUGUCCGGGUAUCUUAAGGUGCUGUCGCGCGACGGCACCUGGGAGACGCAAUACGCCGUGGUGGACGGGGCCAAGUUGCAGUAUUGGAGAAGGAAGGAAGACACGGCCGCGGGUGCGGCCCCGGUGAAGGAGUUGGAUCUGCAGUGCGCCACGCUGCGCGAGAUAGGCGAGCCGUGCACGUGGUCAGUGCAGCCGGACAAGGCACACGCGACGUACCUCCAGGCGGAGAGCGAGCAAAGGAAGGACGAUUGGGUGAACGCGCUGCGGCACUAUAACUCGAGUGCGACCGUAGCGCCGAAGGUGUGCUUGAACGACUUUGAGCGAGUCUUUGUGCUGGGCAAAGGCUCCUACGGCAAGGUGUACAUGGUACGCAAGAAGGACACGGGAAAGACGUACGCGAUGAAGGAGAUGAGCGCAGAAAAGAUGAAGCAGGCGGAGAUCAAAACGCCGCUGAUGGAGCGGCUUAUUCUUCAAGAGAUCGAUCACCCUUUUAUCGUCCACCUUCAUUACUCCUUCCAGGAAGGCGGAUACUUGUACAUGAUCCUGGACCUGCUAGGCGGUGGCGAGCUCUUCACGUACAUUGAGAACCGGGCCCCGCUGCCCGAGGAGACGGGGAAGUACUACGCGGCGGAGGUAGCGACCGCCCUCGGCUACCUGCACAGCCGCAACAUCAUCUACCGCGACUUGAAGCCGGAGAACGUCGUUUUUGACCAAGACGGCCACGCGUGUCUGACGGACUUUGGGCUCGCAAAAUCGAACGUGCACGAGGAGAACGCGGUGACCUACUGCGGUACGAACGAGUACCUGGCGCCGGAGCUGCUGAAGGGCGUGCCGCACGGCAAGGCAGUCGAUUGGUGGUCGCUGGGCCUCAUGAUGUGUGAGAUGAUCUUUAACGAGCUGCCUUUCUACGACGACAACCCGGUGCAGAUGCAAACGCGCAUCUUGACCGAGGAGGUCCGCUUUCCAAAGCUAAAGACACCCGUUUCCGAGCCGACGAAGGACUUGAUCCGCCGCCUGCUCGAAAAGGAUCCGAAGCGGCGGCUGCAGACACUCGAGGAGUUCAAGCAGCACCCCUGCUAUGCCGACUUAGAUUUCGACCUGCUGCUGCAACGGCAAAUCCCACCGCCCAUCACGCCCGACAGCGACCCGGCCCACAACUUUGCCCCGGAGUUUACAAAUGAAGUAAUUCUGCCAAAGGAGGCGCCGUCGCAGGCGGUGGUAAUGCUGGCCGGUUACACCUACGACAAAGACUCCAAAGAGCACGAACAGGCUUGCGAGUCGGCGAGGACGCUGCAGUUGAAGAAGUCCACUUCGGGGACGGCCAACAGCACCAAUAGCACUAGCAACAAUGGCAGCUCAAGGGGCUCGCCCGCCGCGGCGAACUCGAAGCGACUUUCGCUGGGCAACGCGUCCAACUCCAGCUCUACCAGCGGGACCGCUAAGCAGACUUCUGCAUCAGCACAAGGAAGGAAAUCAGAGAACGCUUCGUCUUUAAAAGCGUCUCCUCUGGGUGUGCGCAAGAACCUGAUUGGUGGCAGCACAGCACAUAAGCCGGGGAAGUGA
Messenger RNA from Leptomonas pyrrhocoris, 2430 nucleotides. RefSeq names its product putative rac serine-threonine kinase putativeprotein kinase. NCBI's taxonomy places the organism in Eukaryota, Euglenozoa, Kinetoplastea, Trypanosomatida, Trypanosomatidae. The coding region runs from base 868 to 2430 and encodes 520 amino acids. Gene Ontology annotation, biological process: protein phosphorylation. Gene Ontology annotation, molecular function: protein serine/threonine kinase activity; ATP binding. The record is from RefSeq and is a predicted model, not a curated record. The transcript has a single exon.